This is a messenger RNA of Sphaerodactylus townsendi, 10799 nucleotides long. RefSeq names its product myosin phosphatase Rho interacting protein (gene MPRIP). Gene Ontology annotation, cellular component: actin cytoskeleton. The transcript is spliced from 24 exons. Bases 123 to 6695 code for a protein of 2190 amino acids. NCBI's taxonomy places the organism in Eukaryota, Metazoa, Chordata, Lepidosauria, Squamata, Sphaerodactylidae. Gene Ontology annotation, biological process: actin filament organization. The record is from RefSeq and is a predicted model, not a curated record. Gene Ontology annotation, molecular function: actin filament binding.
GUUGGCUCUUGCUGGCACCUGAAGGCACUGAUUUCGACAACCCCGUUCAUCGUUCUCGGAAAUGGCAGCGCCGCUUCUUCAUCCUCUACGAGCACGGCCUCCUCCGCUACGCCCUGGACGAGAUGCCGACCACCCUGCCCCAGGGCACCAUCAACAUGAACCAGUGCGUGGAUGUCGUAGAUGGAGAGAGCCGCACAGGGCAGAAAUUCUCCCUCUGCAUCCUGACCCCGGAAAAAGAGCACUUCAUCCGGGCCGAGAACAAGGAGAUCAUCAGUGGGUGGUUGGAAAUGUUGGUUGUCUAUCCGAGGACGAACAAGCAGAACCAGAAGAAGAAGAGGAAAGUCGAACCGCCGACCCCCCAGGAACCCGGUCCAGCGAAGAUGGCUGUGACCAGCAGCAAUAUCCCGGGUGCCGAGAAAGUCCCGACCACCAAGUCGACCCUCUGGCAGGAAGAAAUGAGGGGCAAAGACCAACUGGACGGAAAUGGGGCAGUGGGUUUGGGUUCGAGCCUGGCUCCGUCUGCCUGUUCCCUGAAGGAGCCGAUGCUGGAUAGCAAAGAAGACGAGAGCGCAAUGAACGGCGAUCGAGGCGACUGUGGGCGGAAGGCACGGGUGGAGAGCGGCUAUUUUUCCCUGGAGAAGACCAAGCAGGACGCUAAGGCAGAGGAGCAACGACUGCCAACCCCACCGUCCCCUCCCAGCCCCGGCACCCCGAACAACAGGAGGUCCCAGGUGAUUGAAAAAUUUGAGGCCCUGGAUAUUGAGAAAGCGGAGCACAUGGAGACCAACGCGUCCUGCGGCUCUUCUCUCUCCAGUGAGACCCGGCAGGGCAGGAGCGAGAAGAGGGUUUUCCCCAGGAAGCGGGAUUUUGCUGCUGAGUCGGCGACAGGCUCCGUCUUGGACAUGUCAGCUUCUCCGCUGUCUCCUCACCGCAGAGCCAAGUCGCUAGACAGACGCUCCACCGAGUCCUCUAUGACGCCCGACUUACUGAACUUCAAAAAAGGAUGGUUGACCAAGCAGUACAAAGACGGGCAGUGGAAGAAACACUGGUUUGUGUUGACGGAUCAAAGCCUCAGAUAUUAUCGGGACUCAGUGGCGGAGGAGGCGGCUGAUCUUGAUGGAGAGAUUGACUUGUCCACGUGCUUCGAUGUGACGGAAUAUCCAGUCCAGAGGAACUAUGGCUUCCAGAUCCAUACAAAAGAAGGAGAGUUCACCCUCUCCGCCAUGACUUCUGGGAUUCGCCGGAACUGGAUCCAGACGAUUAUGAAGCACGUGCGUCCCACAACCGCUCCAGACGUGACCAGCUCCUUGCCGGAGGAGAAAAGCAAAACCAGCUCGUCAUUCGAAGCCUGCCCCAAGCCGAGCGAGAAGCAAGACUCCGAGCCGGCCGAAAUCGACCCCGAGCACAAGCGCAGCCGCGCCCGGGAGCGCAGGCGGGAGGGCCGCUCCAAGACGUUCGACUGGGCUGAGUUCCGCCCCAUCCAACAGGCCUUGGCCCAAGAGCGGGGGAGUGGAGUGGAGCAGCCCAAAGGUGGGGGGCCCGUUCCUUUCCCCGGAGAGCUCAGCCCCUCCGACGCGGACCCCGGGGAGCUGGAAAGAGAGCGCGCGCGGCGGAGGGAGGAGCGGCGGAAGCGUUUCGAGAGCCUGGACACGCCUGACGGGGGGAGCCCGGAGGACUUUGGCAGGAUGGAGGUGGACAGAGUCCCCGGCUUGCCCAUCACUUCAGAGGUCAAGCCGCAGAAUGUCCACGUGGAGAUUGAGCAGCGCUGGCACCAGGUGGAGACCACCCCACUGCGCGAGGAGAAGCAAGUCCCCAUCGCCCCAUUGCAGCUUUCGCACCCUGAUGACGGGGAUGAGAUUCUGCACAAGCAGCAUCUCACGGCACUUCUGGAGAAGGAGCUGGAGGAGAGCCAAAAGGCGGCUUCUGAACUCCUGGAGCAAAACCGGCUUUUGCAAGACCAGCUGAAGGUGGCGUUGGGCCGCGAACAGAGUGCCAGGGAAGGCUACGUCUUGCAGACUGAGGUACCCACGGCUCCGUCGGAGGCCUGGCAGAGGCUUCACAAGGUCAACCGAGACCUCCAGAGCGAGCUAGAAGUCCAGUGCCAGCGCCAGGAGCUGAUCAGCCAGCAGAUCCAAGCCCUGAAGCGCAGCUACGGGGAGGCCAAGGACGUCAUCCGGCACCACGAAGCAGAGAUUCAGAGCCUGCAAGCCCGGCUGGGCAACGCUGCCGCAGAGCUGUCCAUCAGAGAGCAGACGAUGGCCAAGCUGAAGAGUGACCUGAAGGCCGAGCAGGAGAAAGCCCAGGAGCAGAUGGAGGAAUGGCAGCACAGCGAGACGGCCCUGAGCUCCCAGCUGAAGGCCAGCGAGCAGAAGCUCAAGAACGCGGAAGCGCUCCUCCUGGAGAAGACCCAGGAGCUGAGGGAUCUGGAAACUCAACAGGCCCUGCAGAAGGACUACCAGAAAGAAGUCCAGCGUCUCCAGGAGAGGAUUGCCGAUGUGAGCCGGCAACUCACCGCCAGCGAGCAGACCCGUGUGCUCAUGGAAGAGAAACUGCAGCGGAACUACGAAGCCCUGCUGGAGAGCUGCGAGCGGGAGAAGCAGGCCUUGAUCCAGAGCCUGAAGGAAGUGGAAGACCGAGCCGGCGAAUACGAGAACCAGCUCCAGAACAGCGAGCGGCAGAUGGAGCUCCUGCAGAAGGAGAAACUGACAGCCAAGUUCGAGGGCAGCGAGAUUGUCCACCAGCUAGAGGAGCAGCUGGAGAUGAAGGAAGACAGCAUCCAAAAGCUGGCCGAGCACAUCAAGGACCUCGAGGAGGAGCGGGAUCAGAUCAAAUGCAGGUUCCAGGAGCUGAUGAACCAAGUGGCCGAAUCCAACCACGAGGUUGCCAAGCUGCAGGAGAAACUGCGGGCUGAGGAGAACAACUCCAGCACACUGGAGCGGUCCUACAAGGAGGCGUCGAGCCAAUUCCAUAACUUGCAGAAGGUCGUGGAGGAGAAGGAGGAAGAGUUGAGAGCCAUACGGGAGAUCCAUCUAAAAACUGUCCGAAAGGAUUGGGAUUUGGGAGAAUCUUCGCUGGGAGCGGAAGGGCACCAGCAGCCCGAACAAGAACCAUUGAAAGCAUUCGUUGACAAAAAUUCGGGGCACGGAACGGUCAAUUCCUGCACUGCGCUGGAGCUUGAUGACGACAGAGCGGCACAAGAUCUGCAGGCUCCGGGAGGAAUCCCCAUUUUAGAAUGCAUCCCCGCUGAGGAUGACAAUUCCAGCCACAGACAGAUUUGUGAACAGGCCACCCUAAAAUCAGAACAACACAGGCCUCCGUUGAAGCCUGUUCACCUUCAAGAUCCUUGCCAGAAGGAUCUGGCCAAACUCGACCCGGAAACCCCAGGAGCCAAACGGCAGCGGAUCCGUUUCUCCAGCAUCCAGUGCCAAAAAUACAUCCACGCAGACAGCUCGGAGAAAACGUGGGCCAGCAGCACUUCUUCAGACACCAGUCAGGACCGCUCACUUUCUGAAGACAGCAUGUCGUCCGAACCAGCUCCUUGUUACCCGGCCUCGGGCGACUCGGAGACAUACCUGUCCAUCAUCCAUUCCCUGGAGACCAAACUUUACAUCACAGAGGAGAAGCUCAAAGACGUGACGAUGAAACUGGAAAGCCAGCAAGGGCACAACCAAGAUACCCUCCUCACGCUCCACCACCAGUGGGCCAGCACGGAAGCCCAGCUGAAGGAACAGCUUCAGGACAGUUUGACGCAAGUCGGUUUGUUGGUCUCACAGCUGGAGAGCGAGAGACAGGGCAAACUGAGGCUGGUGGCUGAGCACGCCGGUGAGCUGGGGGGGUUCCAGGGGAGGAACAGCCAAGCCUUGAUGUGCUUGAGGCAGUGUGGGGAACAACUGAGAACUCUGCCCAGGUCUGACCAGGAGAGAGAAGGAGAGAUCUUCUUGGACACCUUAUCCAGCAUAGAGAUCACAUUAUCUAAUGCAAUCCAGGCCUUACAGGGGACUCUGUCUUUACCUGAUCUUCCACCCCAGGAAGGCAGUAUGCUAGAAGACGGUACACCCGCCCCCCAGCAACUGCGAAUGGAAUUGUCUGAGCAAGACCAACUACGGUUGCUUUCCAAGAGGGUGGCGUUUGAAGCUUGCCUGAUUGGCCGGAUAGCAGAGUCUUUGCGGGACUCCACGUCUGAGAUAGCCCGGGCCCUUCGGGAUAUUCAUGGGACAGUGGACGCCGUUCUCCUAGAGCCUGCCAAUAUUUCCCAAACAGCGGUCGCUUUGGCCAGCAUCUUAUCAAAAAAGCUGGUGUUGGAGGAUGAAUUCUGGAGCCAAGUUGAGGAGUUAAGGAAGCACCUCGGUGAGGAGGAGAAAGAAGAAGAGAAGAUGGAAGCGGAUGGUGCCGGAUCCCCUCGAGGCCUCGCUUGCGCCGCUGGGGACAGCGCGCUGGUCCAAGCUGAGCUGAGUUUCGUUGCCCAGAAAAUGCGGGAGUCUUUCCACCGGAGGCUGAAGGCCAUUGAAGAGGACCUCCACAACACCAAAACAGCCCUUCAACAGCACAAAUGUAUGUUGGAGGAAAUCAUUAAAGCCUAUAAAACUCCUCAGUUUGAUGGGGUUAUGGACCAGAUUUCCAAAGCCCUUGAAAUUCAAGAGGGUGCAUCUGAAAGCAUCCGAGCUUCUUGGGGUGGGAGUGUUCAGGAGCCCAGCACAGAAGACCGCAGCUUGCAAGGUGUUAGCAGUCAAGCGUUGGCGUCUGUUCAGGAGGAGCUUUCUCAGCAGCUGAAAGAUCGAGCAAAUGUCUUAGAAGAAAUAUCUGCUGCUUUACUGUCCCUGUCCCCCAACGAGGCCCUGAAAGACUGCCAAAAGCUCCUAAAGAUUUCGCGUACUCCUCCCUAUUUGUUGUGCAUGGGGGAUCUCGAACGCUACUCUUCCCUCCUGGUCCAGGAUGCCAUUAUCCAGGCCCAAGUGUGUUACGGGGCCUACAGAGCUAGGUUGGAGUAUGAAAAGGAGGCACAGCUGAACAAAGAGUCGCUGCAGAACAUGGACACUUUGUGCCAGGAGCGCAUCAGGGCUGUGGCGGUCCUCAGAGAAGAGUAUGAAGAUUUGCUCCGUAAGCAGCAGAACGAGUACGCGAAGAUGAUCGGCGUCCUUGAAAAGGAGAACGUGGACCUCAAAGCUAAAGUGGCCCAGCUGGAGAGCCAGCGGAAGAUCCUGGAAGAAGAAGAACUCCAGCAGAGCAGAAAGAUUUUGGAGCUGCGAGGCAUGUAUGAAGAGGAGAUCCGGACCAUGGCUGAGCAGUUGAACAGAACGGAGGACACUCUGAAGGUGGAGAGGGCCAAGGGGCUCCACCAAUUGGACGCCAUUGUGCGGGACAAGCAGAAUUUGGAGCGGUACCACAUGGAGCAGAUCCAGAUCUUGGAGGACAAGUUCCAGGUCAAGAUGAAAGAGCUGCAAAUCAUUCACAACGAAGAGUUGCAGACGUUGCAAGAUCUCUACAGCAGGAAUCUGCGGGGCUUGCAGGAAUCUCUGGACGAGUACCGAAAGCAGCACCCGGAAGCGUUGACCGGAGAUGCACCCGAAGCUGGCCCGCUGGAAGCACCUGCUGAGAGUCAACUCGAAGGCUGGCCACCUGGCUCUGAUGGUGAGCUCAGCUCCAUGCACGGCUUGCGCGAACGCAUACAAGAGUUGGAAGCCCAGAUGGACGUCAUGAGAGAUGAGCUGGAGCACAAACACCUGGAAGGGAGUGCGUCAACCCUGCGGGAGAAAUACCAGAAAGACUUUGAGAACUUGAAGGCGACUUGUGAGCGAGGGUUUGCCGCCAUGGAAGAAACCCACCAGAAAAAGAUCGAAGACUUGCAGAGGCAACACCAGCGGGAACUGGAGAAGUUACGGGAGGAGAAAGAUCGGUUGCUGGCAGAAGAGACGGCGGCGACCAUCUCAGCCAUAGAAGCCAUGAAGAAUGCUCACCGGGAAGAGCUGGAGCGGGAGCUGGAGAAGAGUCAGCGGUCUCAGAUUAGCAGCAACAACUCCGAUGUUGAGGCUCUACGGAGGCAAUACCUGGAGGAGCUGCAGUCGGUCCAACGGGAACUCGAGGUCCUAUCGGAACAGUACUCGCAGAAGUGCUUGGAGAAUGCUCACUUGGCCCAGGCCCUGGAGGCGGAAAGGCAGGCCCUCCGUCAGUGUCAGCGUGAAAACCAGGAGCUCAACGCUCACAACCAGGAGCUGAAUAACCGCCUGGCUGCAGAGAUCACGCGGCUACGGACCCUGCUGACCGGAGAGGGUGGGCUGGAGACUGCCGCCUCACCUCUCACCCAGGGCAAGGACGCCUAUGAGCUAGAGGUCCUGCUGAGAGUCAAGGAAUCGGAAAUCCAGUACUUGAAGCAAGAGAUCAGUUCCCUCAAGGACGAACUGCAAACAGCCUUGAGGGAUAAAAAAUAUGCCAGCGAUAAAUAUAAAGAUAUCUACACAGAACUGAGCAUUGUGAAGGCCAAGGCCGACUGUGACAUUAGCAGGUUGAAGGAGCAACUGAAAGCCGCCACAGAAGCUCUUGGAGAGAAAUCCCCGGAGAACACCACAGUGUCUGGAUAUGAUAUCAUGAAAUCUAAAAGUAACCCUGAUUUCUUGAAGAAAGACAGGACCAAUGUUGGCCGGCAGUUAAGAAAUAUCAGGUCAAAGUCUGUUAUUGAGCAGGUCUCAUGGGAUAACUGAAAUGCACCAGAUUCAAGGGUCCCUGUCAUAUAGAGUCUGAAGGAAGGCUUGACAGUGCAGGAGCGCCUGAAGCUCUUUGAAUCCAAGGACUUGAAGAACGACUAGCUCUCCUUCCUGCCCGGCUUGACCACGCGCACCUCCUUGCUUGCAGCGUCACAACACGAGCACCCGUUGAUUUUCGUUGUUCCUUAGGACCCUCAUUGCUGUUUUUGUAUGGAUGUGAAAGACACUGAGGCAGUUCUUCGGCCCGUUGGAUGGACUUGCCGAGGGGCCGCCCUGACAUAUCAAGUUGAAUCUUGGCUAGAGGUGGAUGAGAUUGGGGGGGGGGUUCUGCACCCCCUGGCUCCUCAGACAAAAGCCCUUCCUACUGUAUACCCAUUACACUAAGUGUCAGUAUUACGGCUGGACAGCCUGUCAAUAAGCUAGCUCUGUUUUACCAAAUGCUUUGGUAUAACAACAGGGCCCCGAGGGAGGGAAGGGGGUUUCGACACACUGUGUUUUAGCUCCGCCACUGUCAACACUAACCCAAGCACUUACGUACAUGCUUUGAGCCAAAUUUUUGUACCUCUGAAACAAAACUUGGGAGUCUGUUCUUUAGCAUGGUUCGACCUGGAUUGUAGCCCCAAUGAGCAGAGCCAGCGGAUAACCUUGCCUACUCUCUCUGCAUUGUCAAAUGAUGGAUUUAUUUCCCAAAUCUGUUUUAGAACCUUCUUGAGAAGCUUUCUUUGUAAUCCGAUCGUGGUGUAAUGGACUCCUGCUUUUGGAAGAAGGAUAAUCUCCUCUUCCAACCUUCUGGGCGCCAUACGGUUCCCAGGGGAGUCCGUUUCGGCUGGCUUCCACUGUUCCAGAGUCCAGAGUCGUAAAUAGCAGGAUACUUAUCAAAGACCGGGCUUUUGGCCUGCUGACCAGUGAGGGUGUUCGAGGCAGUGCUGCUGAGGUCACAGCAGAAAUUGGUGCUUGGCCCAAAGAGAUUAAUUCUCUGUACUUAGCUGUAAGAUGGUGGGGCGGGGGGAUACCAGGAGCGGAAUCGCACAUUGCAAAAGAAGUCUUCUGAAACAUGGUGUUGGAGCAGCAUGCAAAAAUAAUGAAGGCGCUCCUGUCAGUUCUUGAUGCCAUUGUUUUUUUCCUGCAAACAUCAUUUUUGGGGUUGAGACACCACACGGCAAAGUUCCAGGGAUUUAAGCUCGGCAGCGGCUUCAUCUGACGCUUAUCUAGACUGGCAGUUUCAGGGAGAGGAAAGGGCCGGAUGAAAACUGUUGAAACAAAAAACCCGUUAGGCCCGUGGACACGUGUGGCCGUUGCUGUUUCAACGAAUUGGCUCUUUUGCUUUUUGCAGCUGUGGAAGAAUGUACUUCCAAGAAGGGGCGCUGUCUUAGAACUGGACUUUGUUCAUAGUUCUGUGCUUUCUUGGCGUGUGUCUCAGAAGUUCAGUAUCAGGUAUGAAAAAGGUGUCUUAAUUUUUUCUACUCGGCGCCUCUCAGAACCUCUCCUUACCUCAGGUGCUGGAGAACGGAGGGAGAGAAGCAUAUUGGAAUGAUCUUUGUCAUUACCUGGUGGGGCUAAAGAAGGAAAAUGACAGGGCAGCCAUCAAAGUAGUGGUUUUCGCGGUCUUUCGGCCCUGAUAGUUCACUGACUGCACGAGCUUCUCGCUUAUUGCCUUCUCUGGAGCUUUGAGAGAAACCUGGAAGGAAAAGGCCAGGCAAACAAAUUGUCUGUUGAUCCAUAGUAUCUUUUGAAAACAUGAAUGCCCCUCUCUUUUUUGAGAGCCUUCUUGACAUUGGCAUGCAAAGGGUUAGUCCGACCAAACUCCGUUUUGCUCAUCUGUUAAGUGCUGCAAACCAGGUGCUUUCUACACAUCGCAAGGCAAAUCGGUGUUUUGGGAACUGUAGUUCUUGAGCGGCUCGAGGGCCGUAUUUUCAGUUGCAACCUGCUGCAUUUUAUACACACCAACACGAUGAAAAGAACCAGAAUAUGAGUUCUAGUAAAAACAAAGUUCAACAAAGAUGGAUGUUCAGUAUAAAUACACCUGCGUAAAAGCCUUCCUCAGUCCAGUCUAUCUUCCUAUCCCCCUACCGCACUUCUUUGGGGGGGGGGGGGAUUUAAUUCAACUCUGGUUUCCCCUCGUCCUCUGAAGAAAUGAAAAAGGAGGAUUUGCUUGUGCUGGUAUGCCAAAAAAAAGAGAGAGAAAAAUCCCAAGCAGGCUGUUUGCUUCCUGUGGCAGCGGCUGCCCAAGAGUAGCCGGAUGAAUUGUUUUAAUAAAAUGUUGCUUUUUGUAAUGACGAUAUACUUGAUUAGAAUCCCACUGGACUUCUUUUUUUUUUUUGCGUUUUGGUGGUUCAUAUGCAGUACUUAAGUUUUGUCGUGAACACUCUAAGCACAGGCACGCUCCGCAGCUAACUUUUCCUUUGUAAUUCCCUCCUCCCCAUUUUUUUUUUAAAAACAGCUUUGUUAAUUCUCUUUAAAAUAAUUUAAAACCUGUAUAGUAUUCAAAGCACGCCGUGUAAAUAUUUAUUACUCAAAAACUAGUGGAGGGUUCUUUUGUUUUUGGUGACUAUUUUUUUUUCAGAUCUUGUUCUAAUACAAUGUCCUUUCAACUUGGAAAAGGAAAUUAGUGUAUCCUGAUAAACUGUGUUCCCUUCCAGACCGUUUUGUUUGAAUGUUAUAUAUUUUUUAAAAAUUCUGAUACCUUUUUAGUUUUGCAAAUAGCCUGUCCAAAGAACAUGUGAAGUCUUUCAGAACUUUAAAAUUACUUAUCUUUACACUGAUUUUCUUCCCUGUACAGUAAUCUUAUAAGUUGACAGUGGUAUAAACUCUUGAGUGUGCAGAUUUACUAUAUUUCUGUAGCGGUAAUGGUGGUAGCAGCUACUCUGACACUAAGCAUACACCAAUAUCCUUGCAUGGUAACACUGUUACAAAAGUGAAUUAAGGUUCCCAUAUAUUAGGUCCAAGAGCCUUACUAUGCUGUAGCCGUACAGGGACGUUGAUGUCUACGAGGAUUUCUGCAGACAACUUGUGUAGAUGCUGAUUCUAUCCCGUCCCUUCCAAAUUUCAUGGCAUGGAAUUGUGACAGCAUGGCAGAAUAGUGUUAGUUUAAGAUGACCGUUCAAUUUACAGUUACACUUCCAUUAACAGCUGAGCUGAGCCUUUACCACUAGAAUAUGGGGGGAAAAACCUUAGACAUAGAGAUACCAGUACUGCAUGACUUGAGAAAUAGUGAGGUCACCAUAUACAGUUGGCGUUUUGCUUUUGCUGGUGGUAUUCAAGCAGCCCAGCCCAAAGCCAUGCUUAGGAAUCUACUAGAUGGUGCAUGAAACGGGGGGGAAAGGGAUUUUGACAAUAGAUCCAGUUUGCCCAGUGUAGAUGGGCUCAGAGAAGUAAUUUGGAUUAGGCAUGAAAAAAGACAUGCGCAGCCACCGUAGCUUAAAAUUGCAACGUUCCUCUGUAAUUAAUUUUUAAAAGCCAGCCUCAAAAUCCACAUGCUGGGUUUGAGUGACGAGAGCAUAUAGUGGUAUAUUUCUCCGACACGGUACUAGUUUGGACAGGAUGGCCUCGACGGACUAACCACCACUGUAGUCUGGAAAGAAAGGGAGUAGGGAGGCUAUCAACUUGCCUAGGUGACAAGCAGACCCGUGCUCUGUCAGGACAGUUGAUGCUCUUGAAAAAUCAAAGUCGGAGGAUCGUGUUUUAUUCCCAGUGCUCAGCAAGAUUCCGAGGCAAAAAUGAGGCCAUAGCGGGUGGCGAUAAUGCAAAACCACGAGAGACGCACAUUCAAACAAAAUCGCUGCAAUGAGGAAAGGAGCUUUGGUCUCCACAACCCUGCCUGUAUGAUUCCGUUCAUUUUCAUUUGGCAAAGAAUUGUGAAUUUCCUGCUGGGAGUAUGAAAAGUAUCUUCCUCUUUAUUUUCACGCUUUGAAAAGAGCGGUCUCCCUCUUCAGCGGUUCACUGUAAUAGAAUUGUCACUUAUGUCGCAGUAUUUAUUCCUUACAAAAUCUUGUGUGACAUGCUAGGGGUCCCAUGGAUGUAGCGCUGAUGAUUUUUAUUUUGUAAAUAUAAUUACUUUACUAUACAUAAAACUAUAUCGUAAUAAACUAUUUUUGCACCACU